Molecule: messenger RNA, 723 nt
Organism: Penicillium lagena
Lineage: Eukaryota; Fungi; Ascomycota; Eurotiomycetes; Eurotiales; Aspergillaceae
Product: ATG3/ATG10 family protein
Exons: 3
Coding region: 1-723 (240 amino acids)
Biological process (GO): protein modification by small protein conjugation; protein lipidation; macroautophagy
Cellular component (GO): intracellular anatomical structure
Molecular function (GO): Atg12 transferase activity
Source: RefSeq, a predicted model, not a curated record
AUGUCCGACCACUCGCUCUCCGCGUUCCCUUGCUUGACGCCGGUGGAGUUUUCCCGCGCGUGUCAAGCGGUGGCCGAAGCUGCCUGGGCCCGGCCAGAAGGAGGCUGGGACACGAUGCGACUCGUCACACAGUCCACUAGCUCUAUGCUCCAGAUCACACAACACAUCACCGACAUCGCGCACAACACCCUACCCUCCGCAGAGUCGGAGGCGAUCGACGAAGAAGAAGAACAAGACCCGGUCUGCACCUCCCAGCCUCCCCGACCGAUGCUGCACGGUCCUAACCAGGUAUCACAGGAAGCCCUCGUGCGCACCGCACCCAAUCCCAGCUUACAGGUAGACUAUGACAUCCUGCUCUCGCCCACAUACCGCGUGCCCGUCUUGUUCUUCCGGCUGAAAUGGAACCACCACCAUCAUGGCCCGGUCGGACUCGACGCCGUCUACCAGUAUGUGGUUCCCGAGCAGUAUAGGCAAGGAUUGCAGAGCGUGGGGGUCAUGGGGGGCAUCAGUCUCGGCUACCAUCCCGAAUCGGGCGCCCCGGCCUUUUUCGUGCACCCGUGCAACACGGCCGAUGCGAUGGCGCAUCUGGCGGACGCACGAAACGUCACUCCGGGGACGUACCUCUUCAUCUGGCUCGGGCUGGUCGGUCACUGCGUGAACCUGCACGUCCCGCGUGAGCUCGUUGCCGCCGGUGGGACCAGCCCUCUUCGAGGACACGCAUAA